AUGUUCAGUGCACUGGCCCGACAGACGGCUGUGCUCCGCGCCGCCUACGUGCCCCUCGCAGCAGCCUACGCACCAGCGGCCACGUCCAGCCCAUCGGCUGUGCUCGCCGCCGCGACCGGUGCCAACACUACGGCGAUGGGAGGUGGUCAUCCUGCGGCGGAGCCUGCGGGCCGACUCCCUGCCGCUGUCGUGAGUGGAGGAGGAGGUGGCGGUGGCGGUGGCGACACACUGCCGCUGGUGGGCGACCCCCGUGUGCAUAUUUGGCGGGAUGAGGAGGCCUUGUUGCGGGCAUCGCUGGGGCGCUUGGAAGCGGAGCGGGAGUUGGCGCGGAUGCGGCACCGGUGCGAGGACGAGCUGCGGUCUCUGCGCGACGGCCUGAGGGUGCGGGAGGGGCAGGUAGCACGCCUUGUGCGUCGUGUCAUCACGCGUGCGCCCGCAAAGAGGCGGCGUGGCUGCCAGGCAGCUGCCGGGUCUGACAACGGCGGCAGCAGUCCGCAUACCGCCGUCACGGACGUGUGUGAGAAGCCGGGGGCGCUGCUGCCGCACGACCAGGCGGGCGCGGGGGAGAGCUGCGGCGUGGCGCCGCACGGCCGGCCGAGCAGGCGGGAGAAGGGCCAUGGCGCCACCCUCGAGGAGGCGGAGGAGGGCGGCAACGACGAGGGCGAGGCGCCCAACGACGACGGCCAGCAGCUGCCCGGCACGCCGCCGGCAAACGGCGAGGACGCGGCCGCGGACGUGGGCGGCGACAACGCGACGCCGCCGCUGCCGCCGCUGCCGCCCGGCAUGGAGCCGCAGACGUGGGGCGGGGCCGGCGGCGCCGGGACGAACCCCGCAGGGGAGGCGCAGCCGGCCGCCCCCACCGACGGGGGCCUCGCGAAGGACGCCCGGCAGCCGCGUGGAAGGCGGACGGGCGCGACGAAGAAGAGUGGCAGCGGCGGCACGAAGGGGACGGCGCCAAAAGAACGAAGCCCGGCGAAAAAUACAAAGGCUUCCGCGAGGAAGCCGGCGAAGCCGCGCGCCCGCACGCAGCGGAGGACCGCCCCGCAGAAGGGCCGCGCCAGCACGAAGAAGGCGCAGCCGAAGCGGAAGGGGACAACUCGCCCUGCCGCACCGAAAAGGAGGGCCGCGGCGUCCAAGAAGCGGCCGCAGCAGCGAAAGCAACCGAAUAAAACUAACAAGACGAAGCAAGGCAGCCGCAGCAAGAGCAGUGGGCGCGCAAAGAAGCCAACCUCCACGCGGCGGAGGAAGUAA
This is a messenger RNA of Trypanosoma conorhini, 1251 nucleotides long. RefSeq lists its product as uncharacterized. The transcript has a single exon. The record is from RefSeq and is a predicted model, not a curated record. Lineage: Eukaryota; Euglenozoa; Kinetoplastea; Trypanosomatida; Trypanosomatidae. Bases 1 to 1251 code for a protein of 416 amino acids.